Molecule: messenger RNA, 339 nt
Organism: Apiotrichum porosum
Lineage: Eukaryota; Fungi; Basidiomycota; Tremellomycetes; Trichosporonales; Trichosporonaceae
Exons: 4
Coding region: 1-339 (112 amino acids)
Source: RefSeq, a predicted model, not a curated record
AUGACCGGUAUCUGCGCCAUCUCCAGUGUUGCAAAGGCAAAGAUUCGGGAGAAGGCCCACGGCGAGCCCCAGCCAGAGCUCGUGUUCAUGCGGUACAACCUGCCCCACGUUCCCUAUAUCAGGACAUGCGGGGAGACACUCGACAAGCUUGGUCGCGCCCACUCGAGCGAGGAGGCAAUAGCGAUUAUACGAGCCUACAUCGAGCCCCAGGUUCUCGACAAGAAGCGAGGGCAGCCGCGGUGGUCACUGACUACUCUAGAGCACAGCACGCCCAGCUGGCACCAUGAAAUGCAGAUUGUCCGUGAAGCUUUCGACAUUGACACGGGUGUCGAGGUGUAG